GGCCCACGGGAAGAGGAACCUGUUAAUUGUAGUGAGUGACGGCUCGGCUGCGUCACGUGAUAGUCAGCCGCACUCCGGUAGGCCGAUUUGGCGCACGCGCUCUUGGUACUAAUGGCUUGGGGCCCCGCGAGUGGUCGCCGCCGUGCUUGAGGCCGGGGCGUGUGCGGCGCGGGAUCGCGCAGUGUCUGGGGAGCGCGCAGGUGUCAUGAGUUUGUGUCCUAGAGCGUCAGGGAUUUCUCUGACAAGAACCAAGGAAGUGGAGUUUAGUUUCUGCUGCUCUUAUUUAGGGUUACCAUAGUCCUGGUUUCCCCAGACAAAGCCUCUUUUUUGAGCCUGCUUUCCUUGACCCAGCAGAGUUUUCAAAUAACAGCAAAUGUCCUGGAUUUUGCAGAGCAGAGAAGCUGCAGUUCAGAAAGAACCACAAUUGAUCAGCUUCCCAGUUGGUCUAUCCCCUGUAUCCACUGCUGAUUGGGCCAUUCCCCUGCAUCCGCAGCUGACACCUGGUCCUUUCCCCUGCAAGUCACAGCUGCUGAAUCCUGCCCACCCAUGCCCCCUUGCCCUGCUCAGCCCUGGGGAAGGGAUCCCACAGGGAGGUGCUGACUGACUGUCUCUGUGUCCUGGGCUUGUGCCAUCUGCCCUGCCACUGUGACAGGGAGUGACACUGCCUCCCCAUCUCCUGUGAGUACCCCUGCUGCAGGUACUCCCCCUUCGGCUUCCCUUCCCUCUCAUUGCCUCCACCUUCUGCAGUGUCUGCUUGUUGGGAACUUGAAAUAUGGUAACCCUACUCUUCUUCUCAUUCCUGGUGAAGUUUCCUGAAAGUGGUGUGGAUCAUGUUAACUUGGUUUUUACUCUGCUGAAAUGAUGUAACGGAAAUGAUAGCCAAGCCCAACACAGCCAGUAACCUCCCCAGCCAAAAGUUUGUCUUAUCAGAGAGAGCUGCUCAGCCAGUGUGCAGGAGGAGAUCCUCAAGGGAGCAUCUGCAAAAGCUAAAGAAACGAUAGACGGAGGCACUGUUAUGCUUCAUCAGAUAUCAGUGGUCGAUUAAGAAGAUGCCAUUUAUAGUGCCAUUUUAGACUCUCCAGCACUCCUUGGUCCAUAGGCUGCACAAGAGAUGUUACGUUUGGAAGGAGAAAAAAACAGAAGAUUGGGUCAUCUUGGGAGGCAAUGAGUUCAUUUAAGACAGCUUAGAAAUGGCCUUUGCUAAAACAUAUUGUUCAGUGUGGAAAAUGCUGAGAAAAUAUGUCAUUUCAUAGCAGAUUAAUCAAAUGGCUUCAAAAUCCAAUGUGAGGAUUAUGCAGAGAGAAAAUGCUAUCCAUGAUGAGACUGUGCCUGAGUCCACUGUACAGAGUGGCAGCUGUCUGAGGAAUGGCAACUUGCAAACCCCAAGAGGGAAAAGGAAGGUCCAAGAACAGUGUGCACGUGUACGAAGAAAUUCUUCCAGGAGCAGGAGAAGCCCAAGCCAGCCGCAGAAUGGAGAAGUGGUUGAAGCAGUUACAUUGUUUGAAGUGGUCAGCAUGGGCAAGAGGGCAAUGCAGUCUGUGGUGGAUGACUGGGUUGAAGCUUAUAUCCAAGAUCGAGAUGUGGCACUUCUAGAUCUGAUCAACUUCUACAUUCAGUGCUCAGGCUGUCAAGGAAUGGUGACAGCUGAGAUGUUCCAAAGUUUGUGCAACAGUGAUAUCAUGCAAAAAAUGACGGAGACAUUUGAUGAGGAAACAGGAUUGCAAUACAAGAAAUUUAUGGCCUAUCCCUGGAUUCUGACUGUUACUUGGCCAGUGGACAUGGACAAUGGAGACUAUCCACUCAUCAAACCGGGACCCUACUGGAAGAAGUUCAAGGCCAAUUUCUGCGAGUUCACUGCGGUGCUAAUCCAGCAGUGCCAGUACAGCAUCCUCUAUGAUAGUUACUUGAUGGACACUGUCAUCUCACUGCUUACAGGGCUAGCAGACUCCAGGGUCAGAGCAUUCAGGCACACCAGCACUUUAGCAGCGGUGAAGCUUUUGACAGCACUUGUAAGAGUAAAUCUAAAUCUUGAUAUUAGCAAGUGUAAUGCUCAAAGGCUGUAUCAAGUGGAGAAGAACAGGAUUUCUGUCAAGAGGACCAAUCAGAGACUGGAUCAGUUAGAGAGAAAAAGGAAAGAGUAUGAACAGAAACCGCUGGAAAUAGAGAAUAUGAUGAAUGCUAUUUUCAAAGGGACAUUCUUACAGAGAUAUCGUGAUGUGAUUCCUGAGAUCAGGGCUAUCUGCAUUGAAGAAAUUGGCAGCUGGAUGAAAAUGUACCCUGAUGCAUUCUUAAAUGAUAGUUACUUGAAAUAUAUUGGAUGGAUGCUGUAUGAUAAGCAACCUGAAGUGCGGUUGAAGUGUCUUCUGGGACUGCAAGGAAUUUAUGACAGAAAAGAGCUGGUAUCCAGAAUGGAUCUCUUUACUAGCAGAUUCAAGGAUCGAAUUGUGUCCAUGACUCUGGAUAAGGACCAUGAAGUAGCAGUUCAAGCCAUGAAACUCUUGAUGCUUAUGUCACAGAACUGUGAGGACGCGUUAUCAUCUGAAGACUGUGAAACCUUAUUCCAGUUUGUUUAUACCACAUACAGACCUCUAGCAGUAGCAGCUGGGGAAUUCCUUUAUAAAAGGCUGCUUAGUUAUCAGGGAACUGAAGAGGAAGUCCCACCCAAAAGAAGAGGGAAGUUUGGGGCUAAUACCUGCUACAUAAGAAAAUUAAUAACUUUUUUCUUGGAGAGUGAGCUACAUAAACACGUCACGUACCUUGUAGACAGCCUGUGGGAUUGGGCAGGCAGUUUGCUGAAGGACUGGGAGUGCAUGACCACUCUUUUAUUGGAAACUGCUGAAGAAGAAGCAUUGAGUGAUGCCCAGGAAAGUGCCCUCAUUGAAAUAAUCUUAGUGACCAUUCGAGAAGCUGCUGAAGGUCACCCUCCUGUGGGCAGAGGAGCAGCCAAGAAGAUGCUGUCAGCGAAAGAGAAGAAAAUACAAUUGGAAGAUUGUACCAAAAUUACUGAGCACUUUAUUGUGGUGCUUCCUCAGCUCUUGGCAAAGUAUUCAGCAGAUGCUGAAAAAGUGGCGAACCUCCUGCAAAUUCCCCAGUAUUAUGAUUUAGAUGUUUACAGUACUGGACGUCUGGAGAAGCACGUGGAUGCUUUGCUGAGCGUGGUGAAAGGCAUUGUAGCCAAACACUCUGACAUGGAUGUUCUCGAGGCUUGCUCCAGGAUGUAUUAUGUCCUCUGCAAUGAAGAACUGGCCAUACACAGGACGGUGGAUCUUGCCAGAACUCAGCUGAUAGAUGAAUUGGUGGACAAACUUAAUGAGCUGCUGGAUGACUCUUGGCAUGAGGGAGAAGGUCUUUGCACAGAUGAAGAAGGAGUUUGCCGAAUAUAUUCCACUUUGAGAAGAAUAGCAGCUUUUCAUAAUGCUCACAAUCUCACCAAAUGGAAUCUCUAUGGGAAGACUUCAAAGCUGCUGGUUUUUGAGAUGGAGUAUGGGAGUUUACCUGUUCAGAUGAUCCUACCAGCUCUACAGUGCACAUACUUUGCUCUCUUAUGGCAGCUAGCUUCGGUUGUGGAGAGGCCAUCUUCCAAGGAGACUCUUUUGGCAUUGAACAGAGAGUUGAGAUUUUUCUGCCAGAUUUGUGCAUGCUACCUCAGCCAUAAAGAUAAAGAUUUAAGUGAAAAGGCCUUCAUGAUACUUUGUGAUUUACUGAUGAUUGUGAGUCACCAAUCUUCACGUGACGAUGAAGCUUUAGGAGUCCUUCCCAGCGCAUGCCUUCAGUCAAAAAUGCUCUUGUUUAUCCAGGAUCAUGUUUUCACGGAGGAGAAAGAAGAAAUCAAAGACUUGACGGAAGAGGAGGAGAGGGAAAAGGAGAGCUACAAAUUGAAUGAUUUGCACAGGAGGCGGAGUCUUCUUGCAGUCUAUUGCAAGCUAAUUGUGUUUACCGUGGUGGAGAUGUCUGCGGCUGCUGAGAUCUAUAAGCACUAUAUGAAGACCUACAAUGAUUUUGGAGAUAUAAUUAAAGAAACCCUGAGCAGGACGAGGCAUAACAACAAAAUCCAGAGUGCCAGGACGUUGAUUCUCUGCCUGCAGCAGCUGUUUCAGAAACACACAGAAACCCAUGGUAGUACCAAUUGCAUGGAUUCUUCUUUCACGAACAUUAAAGAACUUGCUCGUCGCUUUUCACUGACAUUUGGCUGGGAUCAGGUGAAAUCCAGAGAAUCAGUAGCCAUGAUACACAAAGAAGGGAUUGAAUUUGCCUUUCAAGGAGCUGCUGGAGUGGAAGGGAAAUGCCUGCCUCCAAAUUUAAACUUUCUGUUAAUCAUCAGUGAAUUCUCCAAUAAGCUACUAAAGCCUGACAAAAGAUUAGUGUACAGUUACCUGCAGAGGUAUGUAACAGAGCCAGCAUCUUGCAGAGGAGAUGAAUGGCACCCCUUGGUUUGGUACAGGAACUCUUUGCUGGCAAAUGAAGAGGAGGAGAAUUCUGUUAUCAGCAGUUUAAGAGAAUGGUCACCCACAAGCAGAUCUAAGACAUCUUCUUUUAAGAGAAAACUGUCGAAUGGGUCCCUGCCUGAAACCAGCCACACUGAGACAACAAACAAGACUCCAGACUUCCUGUGCACUCCAGAACUCACUGCUACAGCAGGCAAAAGCCGAAAGAAGUUAAAGUCUCAGGAUACAACUCUCCAAGAAUGUCUGCCAGUCUUUUGUCCAGGGGGACUGAGCAGAAGACAUAGCGAAGAUGUGAUCAAGGCAGAAGACUUCUCAGCAGAUGCUGGAGCAGAAGAUGUAGGUGAAGAAGUGGAUGUUGUUGGCGCAGACCAGGUACAUGAUGGGGUGUAUCAACCCUGCACAUGGCCAAAAGGUGCUGACCAAUCACUGGAGACUAUACCCCCUCACCCCUGUUACACAGGCUCCAGGUGGAGGGGACAGAUAAAAGGACGCAGGGCAGGUCAGUUGAGGAUGGCGGAAGAGAAGGAAGAACGUGUGCUGCUGGCUACUGCAGAAGAACUGUUGACUCACCAGGCUGUUGGGACCGUGGACUCAGACUAUGCUGCUGACUAGCUGGCCAUGGAGCCUGACCAGGAUGCUGAGCCGCUGCCAGCUGAGGAUAUGCUCGAGCUGGACUUUAUGGUAGAAAGUGACCCAAGGAAUGUGUUGGGAACUGUGGUUUGAACCCUUAAUAUGGAGUUUACCGGCUUCACAGGGCCCCAGGUUGGAACCUGGUGGAGUAGGAUGGGCCUGGGUUUCCCUAAACCCACACUGACCAGUAGGAGUGGGUACCAGGGACUCCUGAUUUAGACUGAUUGUUCACUCUGUCCUGCCCAGAGGGUCAGAGCCUCUGACUGUCCUUAACAGUUGAGUCCUGUUAAGAGGGCCAAGAAGGGGAGCACUUGAUGAUAAAACUCCAUGGCCAGUAUGGAUACCAAAAUGGGUGCUGGAAAACCAGCAGCAGGCAACCCAACAACAGGCGCAGCUGCUGCAGCAGAUGGCCAAGCAGCAACAACAACAUGGCCCAGCACCAAGAACAGCAGUUCAAGGAGUUAGCAGCACAGCACCAAAUCCAACAGAAGCGCCUGGUUCAGCAGAUGGUGGUGCUCUUACAACUAUCUGGGCUGCCCAGCGCCACUGCGUCGGACAGAGAACACUUGUCAGGGUUACCGUGAGACUUGCCAACAUUGGGCUUGAGGAUGACACAGAGGCCUUCUUGGUCAUGUUUGAGUGAGUCACCACCAUGGUUUGCUGGCUCCUGAGCACUGGGCUACCCUAGUGGCCCCAUACUUGACCAGGACCGCACAGACCACCUACCAGAACCCUAAACCCUACUGAUGCACUCGAUUAAGCCAAAGUGAAGGCAGUCAUCUUGGACCACACCGGAGUUAACCCCAAGACAGUCCAUCAGCAAUUUCGAAGGGAGAGAUACCUUCCCCAGAGUUUGACCUCAGGCAGUGGCUCAGCGAUUUGGGGACUACUGCUGGCUAUGGUUGGACCUGGAGAAGCUGAUGGGAACGUGAAUGUCAGAGGCUGUCAUCGUGAAACAGUUUACGCAGAUCCAUCCCCCUGUGGGGAAGGAGUUUAUACAUCGACCCCAUCUGAUGACUCUUGUGGAAGCAGUCUCUCUGAUGGAAGAUUAGUUAGCCGCAGAGGGUCCUGGACUACAGGCACCUAAAUCUGGGAGUUGUAGGAGGGACCCAUACAAGAGACAGUACAAAUCCAAAAAAGGAUUAGAUCUGGGCUGCGUAUAGUAGCCCCAAACCCUGGAGCUGCCCGGAACCCCAGCAUGAGACCCUGGGAGGGGGAAACCACACCUGGCAGGCCUGGACCAUCACGACACAACCCUGCAAUGGAGACAACGAGGGACAGAUGUUCUGAGUGUGGCCAGGAGGAUCACUUCAGAUGCGAUUGCUCCUUUAUGGAUUGUAACAAUGGCCAAAGCCCAGGCCCAUGGACCCGGAAGAGAGCCUGCCCGAACUUCUGAUCAUUGUGCUGGUCAACUCAGGGUACAGCCAGACAUCAUACAGGCCAACCUAGGGAAGUCACUGGACUGGACAGAGGCUCCUGUAUAUCUCCAGUGCAUGGGGAUGUAUGGUCAUACCUGCCACUAAGAUAAAGCCGGACAUUGACUAUCACAAGGAAACGUGCCUGGUCGGUCUGGCCAGGACAGUAGCAUAAACCAUGAUCCUGGGAUGGGACUGGCAAUGGUUUGGGAAGGUCAUGCAUGAGUAGGGAGACCAAAUGUCAGCGGAAACAAAUCAGAGAUCACAUUUGAGGGGGCUCCUAGGCCAAAAGGAGACUGGAGGGAGAGCCCCCUGACCAAUUGAAAGGCCCUGAAUCAUACUCCGUCGAGACAGUGGUGCCAGAGGAAGUCAGGAUCAAGUGGCUAAUUGUUGAAGGAGAUUUUAUGAGGGAGUAGAGAGAAGACCCCACGUUGAGUCGUGCAUAGGAACAAGUGACCAACCCCGAGGAGGAGGGGGGCACCAACCGUUACCCCAAGGGCUCUGCUUCAAGGUCCACAAUGACCAUUUAUACUAGAUAACCUGUGAUCAACAAACCCAAGAGUUAUUCCAACAGCUGCAGCUAUCUGAGAGGUUCUGAUGAGGUCUGCUGCAGCUAGCCCACUCAUUGCCCUGGGCCAGACAUCUGGGACAAGAGAAGACUUUACACAGAAUGGCCCUUAGAUUCUUUUGGCCUGGCAUUCACAAGAAGGUGAGUGAUUUUUGUGCUUCAUGUCCAGAAUGUCAAUGUGCUGGCCCUAAAUGAAUUCCCAAGGGCACCCCGAAUCUGGCUCCCAGUGGUGGGAGUGCCCUUUGGGAGGAUCAGUAUGGGCCUGCUGGGACCUCUGGAGAAAAGUGGGUCAGGGUUCCACCACAUAUUGGUAAUGGUAGACUUCGUGACUCUUGACCGCAGCAGCAUGGCUUUGGGGUAAACUACCACACCAUAGCAAUGGGACUUCUGAAAAUAUUUGCCUUGGCCGUGGUAUUGAGGGAGAUACUAACAUACCAGGGAAUCAACUUUUCAUUGCAAUAAAUAGCGGCUUUGUGCAGGCUGUUGAACAUUUGUUCCCUGAAGAUCUCCGUCUACCACCCACAAACUGAUGGUUUAGUAGAAAGGUUUAACAAGACUUUGAAAUCUGUUCUCCAUAAGUUCAUCGAUGAUGACCUGUGAUACCGGGACAAACUGCUACCUGCGUUGUAGUUCGUGGAAGGUGCCCCAAGUAUGUACAGGAUUUUCUCCAUUUGAACUGCUAUACGGGAGGCAACUCAGAGGGAUCUAGACCUCCUCUGAGAGACCUUGGAGGAGGAGUAGUCUCAGAUCAGAGGGUUGGUCCUGUAGAUAUUACAGAAGGCUCAGAGGAUUGGCUCACAAAAACUUGAUAAAACCCAUCAGACCGAGGAGCAAUGAUACAACUGAGGGACCCAUCUCUGGCUCUCAGAACCUGAGUACUAUUGUUGCUCUCCAAGUCCAAGCUCUGGGCCAAAUGGCAGGGAACAUUUGAGGUGACCCAAAGAGUUGGGCCGGUAGACUAUGAAGUUCUCUUACCCGGGUGAUGACAAAGCACUCGAGUCUACCAUGUCAACCUCUUAAUGGCCUGAAAGGCCCAAGAGGGCUUAUUGAUCAUCCCCCACGCCUCCAAACCAGAAUUGGGGCCAAUACUGUUGGCCUCCUCCUCCUCCCCCCCCCGCCCCCGAGUCAACAAUGCUUAGUGGAGAGCAACAGCAGCAGCUGCAACACUUAGUCCAGUCCUCCCCAGCUGUUCUAUUGUCUUACCCUGGAUGGACGAAUCUGACCCACCACCACAUAGUUCUGACAUCAAGCUUGCAUCCUAUACAAUGUUUUUUUUACUAACGUGACUUAUUUGAACAUUUUUGUUUACAUGGAGUUGAGGAGGAGCAGAUGGGAGAAAUGAAAGAUUAAAACUAUGUUGCCAUUUUCUAUGCAAGCUGGACAUCUGUUUAGUUGAAAAAACUUUUUUCGUCUUUGAACGAUGGUCCCUGCAUGUAUUCUAAGUGUGGGGGUGCGCAUGUGCCACCAGCUGUCUGAGCUGGAAGGUUUUAUUAGCAGUGUUCAUGGAACCGCCCAUGUGUCGUGCAUCCCCUUGUGCUGGUAGCUGAGCAUAUGAUAGGUUGUGCAGGUUGAUGGGUCUCCAGCUCCCACUUAUCACAGCAUGGCCCAAGUUGGCACCUCACAGGCGUAUUGGAACCUGUAUAGAGGUGGUGGGGUUCCUGGCACCAGAACUGUGGCUCUGCCCCUGCUCUUCGCCCCAGGGCCCUGUUGCCCUGUGCCUCCUCUUCCCCCUGCGGCCCUGUCCCCUGGCCAGCCUUGACGCCAGAGCCAGCUGUGGUGGUGGGACCCUAUUCCCCCUUCUUGCCACAGAGCUGGUCUGAGCCCAUCCUCCCCUGUACAAGGCUGGCCUGAGCCUCACUGUCCCUGUUUGGCAAAACUGGACUUUCUCUCAUUUGUUUUUGCCAAUUAAUGAUGGGUUACUAGAUAGAGACUCAUCUUCUGAGCUGAAGAGUGGGUCAUACUCCUGUCAUCCAAGGAGUUGCUCCCACCACUCUCGCAGACACUCCUACUUCAUCUAGGCACAGGGGUGCCAUUGAGUGCUUGGCCUAAAGGUCAUUGGGGACCUAUGCCAAUGGAGUGGCCCUGUGGGAAUACAUGGGGUUCCCCCCAAUUUUGGGGUCCUAAAGACACUCCAGUUCAGUGGCCUCCAAAAGAAGAGGACCACUACCCCAUUGGCCAGCACCUGAUCCAAACUCCAGUACCAAACCCAGUGCCAAAUUUCAAGAACCAAUCCUGCCAACUGAGAAAGGGUAUUCACCCUUAUCAUGGUCCAAAGGAUAGAGUUCAUUGGUGAGGUACUUGAUUCUGUCAAAUUAGUUCUGCUCAAUUACAUCCCUGAUAAGGUCCCUGCAAGCGCAUCUGAUCAUAACUAAACAAGAGUCCAAGUCUCCUGGUCACAUGGCGUCAUGCACAUAUGUAGUGCAACAUGCAAGGUUAUGUCUCAGACCUCUCCAAGCCUAGGUAGCCAUGGUAUACUCCCCUUCACCUGGAUCCACUGCUUAUGGUUCCGGCCCAGGUCUUCAGCUCACUGACAUGGUGUCUGGACAGCUACAUGGUAUGUGCAGGGAUACGCUUCUCAAAACCACAGUUAUCCUUGUCCUUGGUAUCUGGCCUAUCAGCCCUUAGCUGAGGUCCCAGAUACUAAGGACAAGGACAGUUGAGGCCACAUGCAAAUAGGGAAGAGCAAUGUCUUCACUUAUUGAUUGUUAAACAAGCCCUAGUAUCUACAUAGAAAAGGCCAUAGACUAUUCCGUAAAUCCACCCAGCUGUUCAUAGCUGAGAGGAUGAAGGGUCUCCCUAUGCCUGCUCAGAGAAUUUUGUCCUGGAUUACAUCAUGCAUUCGCCCAUGUUAUGAUCAGGUUGGUGUUCCGCCACCAGUUAACCUGACUGCUCAUUCCAUGAGGUCGCAAGCACCAUCAGUGGCAUUCCUAGCACAGAUCCCUAUUCAAGACAUUUGCAAAGCAGUAACUUGGUCUUCAGUACACAUUCUCUUCUCACUAUGCCAUCACUCAGUCAGGGACAAUGCUAAAUUUGGUCGAGCUGUUUUGCAGUCAGCAUGUUCAUGAGUUCCAAUCCCACCACCUAUGCAACUUCUUGGGAGUCACCUACAGUGGAAUGCGUAUGUGCAGUCACUCGAAGAAGAAGAAGAAACAGUUACUAAUCUUCUGUAACUACUGUUCUUUGAGAUGUGUUGCACAUUUCCAUUCCAUGACCUGUCCUCUUACUCUUCUACAUCAGAGUUGGACAGAAAGAAGGAAAUAAGGAUUGUGGGGUCAGCAGGAUGCUUUACACUGGUGCUAUGAGUGCAUGGCACGAGAGGGUGUUUGAGCUGCCCCAAUGGGUGCUGCUAAGGGAAAAAUGUCCAGCGACGGUGCUUGGGGCAUGCAUACAUCUACAGUGGAAUAGAUAUGUGCAACACAUCUUGAAGGAUAACAGUUUCAGGUUAAUGUCCAUUUUUUUAAACCUGUCAAGACUAAUAAGCAUCCUCCCAUGGCGUUCCAUGUUUUUGGGGGCCAUCUUGCCCUAUUUGCCCACAAUUUGGGCAAGAUCACCAUGGACUGUUGGGUACUGGAGGUCAUCCACCACGAAUGCACCUUAGAAUUUCUCUCUUGCCCACAUCAGCCCUUUCUCUCACCAGCCUCAGUGGAUCCUUCCCAGCAGUGCAUUCUCCAGCAAGAAGCAGACUUCCUUCUCAUGAAGGGAGCCAUAGAGCAAAUACCACCUCUCUACCUGGGAAGAGGCUUCUGUUCUCCAUACUUCCACAUCCCAAAGGGCAGACACACUGUCUUAUUCUUGACCUUUGACUACUGAACAUCUUUAUCAGGAAAUCCAAAUUCCGCAUGGUGAUGCUGGCAUUGUUUAUCCCCUCUUUCCCUCAGAGGACCUGGUUCAUGGCUCUCGACAUGAAGGAUGCCUACGUCCAUAUUGACAUUGAUCCAGUCCACUGGAAAUUUCUCUGUUUCCAGGUAAGAAACCACCAUUACUAACUCUGGAUCAUCCCUUUCUGCAUAGCGGCAGCUUGCCGGGUCUUCGCAAAGGUCCUCACUGUUGUCGUGGCACAGAUACACUGCCUCUGUUACUAGUGUACCCCUACCGGGAUGACUGGCUCCUUGUUGUGCUAUCGUGACAAGAACUUAUCACUGCCAUCCUAGCCCUUCGCGCAGUCCUGAUGUUUUUAGGUAUUUACAUCAACAAGGAGAAGUUGGUGCUCAUAUCUACACAGAUGACCAACUUUAUUCGGGCACAGCUUGACUCCAUCACAGCACGAGCCUGCCUUCUGGCAGACCACUUUGCAAUGCUGAGGGCCAUAAUUACAGACUUACGCCACAAUCCAUGCAUCAUGGUUCGCUGUUCUCUCCCCCUCCUUGGACAUAUGGCAGCCUGUACCUCCGUGACACCGUGUGCACAUCUGCACUUGCGUUGCUUCCAAAUGUAGCUCCUCUCCAUCUACAGUCCCAGCAAGGACUGCUUGGAGGCCAGACUCAUUGUGCUGCAGUGCUGGCCUCCCUCGCCUGGUAGACCAACCCUUCCAACGUCAUGGUCGGUACCCCCUUCACCCUUCCUACCCCACAUGCCAGCAUCACCACAGAUGCCUCCUUUGCGAGUUAGGGGCACACCUGGACCAUCACACAGCCCAGGGCAUCUGGAUGCCUCGAGAGGUCAGGAUUCAUAUAAACAUGCUAGAACUGAGGCCAGUCCAUUUGAUUUGCCAGGCAUUUCCUCUCCUCCACUUAUGCCACGUUCAGUUGCUCUCCGACAACAUUGCAGCAGUUGUGUACAUCAAAAAGCAGGGUGGCACCAAUCUCUCUCCCUCUGCUCUGAGUCCAUCCACCUGUGGAACUGGUGCAUCAAACACCACCUAACACUUCAAGCCACCUAUCUCCCAGGCACUCAAAAUUCCCUGGCCGACACACUCAGCAGGACUCUCUACCUCAAUGAUGACUGGGAGCUACAUGAUGGCAUAUUCCAAUAUCUCUUCCACCAAUGGGGCAUCCCGUGCUGGGAUCUCUUUGCCACCCACAAGAACUGCAAGCUGCCCCUUUAUUAUUCCAGGGAAGCCUUAGGGAAGGAUUUGCAGGGUGAUACACUUCUCCUCCCCUGGUCAGAUGACCUCAGCUAUGCCUUUCCCCCCAUUCCCCUCCUUCUGUAAGUACUACACAAGGUCCACCAGGACUGAGCUUCCAUAAUAUCCAUAUCCCUGUUCUGGCCCCAUCAAUUUUUGUUUAGAGACCUCUCCACCCAUAGACCACUCUGCCUUUGUCUGCUGCCAGAUCUACUCUCACAAUCGGAGGACAAUCCACCAUCCCAAUCUGGAUGGGGGUACUCCACCCUGGUUUGGCAAAUCCUUACUCAGAGCAGGAGAGUAUCCACCAGAGCAUGCUACCAAGCUAAAUGGAAACACUUCACCUCGUGGGCAACCUACAUCACCACCGAGUGCAAUAUCCAUACCUCUUAUCAUUGACUACCUUCUCAAUCUCAUUCUACAGCCACAUAAAUAAGAAAACAAAAAGAAAGAAGAAGUGGGGCUGCUAUACACUGAGGAUGGA
Gopherus evgoodei (Goodes thornscrub tortoise) is the source of this 12604-nucleotide messenger RNA. RefSeq names its product cohesin subunit SA-2-like. Lineage: Eukaryota; Metazoa; Chordata; Testudines; Testudinidae. Gene Ontology annotation, biological process: sister chromatid cohesion. The coding region runs from base 1266 to 5057 and encodes 1263 amino acids. The record is from RefSeq and is a predicted model, not a curated record. Gene Ontology annotation, cellular component: chromatin; nucleus; cohesin complex. Gene Ontology annotation, molecular function: chromatin binding. The transcript is spliced from 36 exons.